AUGGAACACUCUGUUACUCUACUUAAUUCGGCCCGGGGCGAGGGCGAAACAAACAGGGUCGGUUAUCAUCCCAACCACGUCGACGCUGAGGCUGAGGCCGAGACGGCGGCCAAGAAGCAGCACAGGAAGGUUCAAAACCGGAAGAACCAAAGAGCACACCGACUGCGGAUUAGGGAACAAGACCCGGGGACUGCUCAGACGUCGCGCCCGUUCAAAGUCAGGCGCUGGCGCCUAGACGAACUUGAUGUUUGUCCCUCCCAGGAUGCCUCGACACCAUUGAAAAGCGCAACCGCCGCGUACAUCUCCCCUCGACAGUCCCACACUCACGUUAGUACAUCGAUGUCCACACCUGAACGGGCCAAAGUCCUUCGAGGGCCACCACACACCCCGGCCCAUGCCCAGACGUCCCUAACCGCCCCGUCCAUCAUCUUCCCUCUAUCAACCGAUCAUCUCCUCCACCUUAUCCAGUAUACUGUCUUCCGUGCGUUUGUCUCCAACAAGCGCACUCUCAAUACCCUUCUCACGGGCUGGACCGAUAAUCCUCCCUCCCCAACCACCUGUCCCAUCAGCGGUCCAUACCGUGACGACACGAACGUCUACCCCCUGAACCCCAAUAUCCCUUUCUCCCUCGCCCCGACCCGCCUCCAACAAACCCGCUUGCACUCCAUUUAUAUCAAUCUCUUCCCCUUCCCCCGCGUCCGUGACAAUCUUAUAAGACGCGAAGGAAACUUCGACCACUGGGAGCUGCUACAAGACCUGAUUGGUGAGCUCAUGAGUGUCACGCCAGCUCAAAAGCGACAAGGUGUGCCCCUCACCAUUACUGUCUCCGAUCCCAAACCCAUGCGGACCCCGCCCUCCACAGCAGGACGUGACGAGGAUGAGGUCACUGCGGGGCGCAAGGGACUUAUUGUUUGGGGCGAACCAUACGACAUGCAGAACUGGGAAGCCACCCCUGGCUUUCUUGCGAAGUGGUCGUGGGCUGUGGAAGGAUGCGACGAAUUAGUUGAAUAUAGUAACCGCUGGAGGCGGAUGAGAGGAGAGGAACCUAUUCGUCUCCCUGAAUCGAAAGGGUAG
Penicillium griseofulvum is the source of this 1074-nucleotide messenger RNA. RefSeq lists its product as uncharacterized. The record is from RefSeq and is a predicted model, not a curated record. The transcript is spliced from 2 exons. Lineage: Eukaryota; Fungi; Ascomycota; Eurotiomycetes; Eurotiales; Aspergillaceae. Bases 1 to 1074 code for a protein of 357 amino acids.